AUGACGAUGGAAAUUUCAAUUGAAUGCCACCGCGUACAUAACGUAUUCCCGCUCGAUCCUGAAAAACAGACUGAGCCUGCGCAGGGUAUCCUUCUUAUUUCCUGUGAGGACUCCCUUCCUUUUGACUUUAAUCUCUUCUCCGUUUCUGAGAACGAGCUUGAGCUCGACGACGACCCUGGUGGUGGUACCUUUGACGAUUCAAAUAGUAAUUCAAAUACUUUCGAAGUGAUCAACAUGAACGCCGCCCAAAACCAGACGUUACCUCCACCUGCCGUGCAGAGCGGGCAGAACUCGCAGUAUUCGAUGCAGAAGGAUAACUGCGAUGGUGAAGAUAGUUCUAUGACUAUGGCGAAGUUGAAAAAACAUUUACUUGCGGAAAUUGAUGGAGAGCAGUCUACCGCGCCCUUGUCUGCAUAUUGCUUCAUGACUGGUUUCAUUGAUUCGGUUAUUUUUUCUGCUGUAUUUGUCUGGUGCGCAUUCCAAACGGGAAACAGUGUACAACUUGCCCUUGCCAUCGCUCGCCUAUUCAACGGGCAAAACGAUCACUCCUUCCAUAUCGCAGAUCAACAAGCGCUUUGCUCAGUGCUCACGUUCAUUUUCGGUGCCUUCAUCGGCCGCCUCGGCGAUAAGAUCGGCUGCAAGACACGACUGUGGCUGGCUCUCGGCACAUUUAUUCAAACCGUAUUUACGAUGGCUGCCGCUAUCGCAAUAUGGCAGAGUAACUCGGGCAGCGUUGCUGAUUCGCGCGCCGACCCUGCAUGGACUGACACGCUGUCCUUUGUGUGUAUCGGGUUCAUGAGCGCGAGCAUGGGCUUGCAGGGGAUUAUGGGGAAGCGUACCAAUACCCAGUUCACUACUACAGUUGUGCUCACGACGACUUGGUGUGAGCUCAUGGCUGACCCCAACCUCUUUCACAUUCGCCGACUCGUCAUUUCGCGCGAUCACAAAGUCAUGGCUAUUCUCUGCCUGUUUCUCGGGGGCUUUGUUGGUCGUGCAUUGAUCGACAGUAUUGGUUCUGCUGGUACGCUGGGCAUCGGCACAGGUAUCCGUUUGAUUAUCAGCGUUUGGUGGCUUUUCGUCCCGGAGAAGAAGGCCAAGAAGUAAAUGUGUAUAUGAAGUGCUCGUAUACGCGAUUAUUCCGUGUGUAAUUCUUUAUUUCGUCGGGGAUGACUAGAAGACGACAUGCUACGUGUGGUGACGGGUAGAAGAGGAUGACGAGAGGAGGAUAGAGAGGAACUUUUAAGAUUAGAGAGUCGAGGCUAGUAGCAUAUUGCAUUUUUAUUGUAGUAUUGCAUAGAGUUUUUUUUUUUGACCUUACAUACCAUAGCUAUCGUAGUUCGAGGAAUAGACAUCACGGUUCCGCCCAA
Molecule: messenger RNA, 1367 nt
Organism: Suillus paluster
Lineage: Eukaryota; Fungi; Basidiomycota; Agaricomycetes; Boletales; Suillaceae
Exons: 5
Coding region: 1-1104 (367 amino acids)
Source: RefSeq, a predicted model, not a curated record